Messenger RNA from Delphinapterus leucas (beluga whale), 4416 nucleotides. Lineage: Eukaryota; Metazoa; Chordata; Mammalia; Artiodactyla; Monodontidae. The record is from RefSeq and is a predicted model, not a curated record.
GUGGGAUGGGAUGGGGUGGCACGGCAUGGCAUGGCCUGGGGCUUACUGUGGAGAAGAGGCUGUGGGCAGAAGAGGCAGAAGCUGGAAGCCCAGUCGAGAGGGUACUUGAGUCACCUGGGUAAGAGAUGAUGGUGGUUCAGAGCAGCGUGGCAGCAGUGGAGGUGCUGAGAGGAGGUUCAGUCCUAGGUGUGUUUGGGAGAUUGAGCCAAAUGUGUUGAACUGGACACAAGGUAUAGCAGAGUGGAGUCUGGGUGACAGCAGGUUGGGGCCUGCACAGCUCGGGGCAUGGUUUGCCAUUAAUUGACCUGGGAAGACUGUGAGAUGAGCAGGUCCAGGGGAGAGAGUUCCACUCUCCUGCUCACCCCUCUCUCAAACGGAAAGUGGGUUAGGCCGGAGGCGCACGCUGACCAAUUGGCAAUACCAGGCAUGUCCUGGAAACGUCCCCACUCACCUCCCUGGAGUUCUGCCAACACCUCAGCGGGCACUGCUAUCCCCCUAGAGGGGUGCCUGACAUGCUCACCGUAAGGACACUGUGCUGGGAGUCACAGGCUUCACCCAGAGCAAUAGCAGGGCCCCCAAAGCAGGGCUCUGGCCGCUGACCCCAGGGUGUUGAGGUCCCAAAGUGCUCAGAUCCAAGGGCCAGCUUCGGUGGCCUGGGGUGUUUCCAAGGUAGAUGACAAUAGUGAGACCCAUAAGCACUUCCUGGGGCCUCUGAUGUAGCAGGCAAUGUGGGAACAGACCCACAUCACUGCCUCAUCUCCCCAUCUUACAGAUAAGAAGGUUCAGAGAGUGAAGUACCUUGUCCACAGCCUCCCAUCAUGAGGGAUCUGGGAUUCAAACCCAGAUGUAGGGGUUCUUAACUAAUAAUUGGCCCUGCCCAUGGCCUCAGGGGCCUUGGGACUUACCAACGGGGAUUUGGAGCUCUUCCCCAGAGCCCUCAUGGGUCACAUCCUAACAGGGAGGUGCUGGGACUCAUUGCCCAGGGCAAGAGGAGGAGGCCUGGCCUGUGGCCAGCCCCUGAUCAGACCCAGGAGCCCUGAGCUACUCUCUCCCAGGCCAGCAGGCCAGCGUGGCAGGAGGAGGCCCCGCCAUGGCCCUGCUCGCUGAAGAGGCAGGCAAUAGGCCAGAUCCAACUCUGCACGGUCCCCACACACACACGGUGGGCAGCUGGCCCCUUCCACCCACACGACCUCCGCAGUCCACCCCUGUGACCUCCAUGGUCGGCUCAUGCCUCCCAGAAAUAGGUCAGCGCUCACGGCUGCAGCCGGGGGAACAAUGGCUCUUUCUUCGUUCCUUCACGGAGCCGGGUAAGCCCCAUCGGGCCACACAUCUUAAUGUCUCGGAACCCACAUUUCUCCAGCCUGCCGUCAAUCAGACACCUGACCGGGUGCUCAGCAGUAUCUCCCGGCCCAUCCCACAGUUUGUGGUUCCCGCCCCCCCUCCUCUUCCUCCAGAGCAGGAUGCCCCAAGGGUUGGGCUUGUCCACUGCAGUUCACCCAGUCGGGCAGAGCUGAUUCUUCUGGCCCUGAACAUGAGGGCUGAGAAGGGAGGCCUGGACCCACCACCAGGAGGCACGGGCAGGCUCGCCUGCAGCACUGCCUUACAGCUCCGUGGUCCCUUCUCCACAGCUCCUGACAUCAUUCAGUGCUGGAGACGCCCACCCCUGUCCUCAGCAACAUCCCUCCUCCUCCCUGCCCGCUGUCCCUCACCCAAGCCUGCUGCCCAUCUUGCUCCUUGCAGAGGAGCCCCGUCCAGCCCACACAGUGCCAAGAGCAGCCAGUGGACCUCGAUGGGGUUUUCUGCCACCUUCCAGCACAAACCUGAGGCAGAUGCUGGAGGCUGUCCAGGCCCAGAGGAAGAGGCCCCCGGAGAGCUCAGAGCCACCUGCUGGCACGUGUGUUCCUUUGAGCCACCCGGGGAGAAGUCCUGCAUUGUAGCCUGCAGCCAUGUGUCUAAAACAAUAGUGAUCCUCACCCCGGCCCAUCCGUCGAGUCUUCAGCCGCUGGGCACAGACAAGUGAUGUGUCCCUUUCAAAUCCCAGCCUCGGAGGACGAGGCGCCAGGUGUGGCUUCCCCGAGGGCUACACUCGUGAGGCCCCGUCAGGCUGAGUUGCGUAGGGUGGUGGGCGUCCCCACGAGGUGGGUGGCUCAGGGCCCUGGAUGCGCCCAGCUCCUUCCAAGGCCACCCAGCCCCCACUGGCUUCCAACCUCCCUGGCUUUUGGCAAAUCCCACUCCACCAGGUCCUGAGAACAGAGGCUCUACUGCUGGAUAGAGCAAACGCCAAGGCUCUUUAGAAGCCUAACAGCCCACCCAGGCCCUGGGCCCCGUGGUAGAUGAAGGAAGCGGCCCCUCUCUCCCUGGAAGCGAGCUGAGGGCACAGCUUACCUCUGGGGCUGGGAGACAGGAAUUCUUUCCUCCUUAUCUGGAUGUAUUUAGGGCUCCUGGGACGUGACUAGAAAACCAAGUGGGGCGUCGUGGCCGUGCAGACUGGAAAUCUGUGCCGGCCGGGUGGGGGUGGGGUAGGACUGUGGACAGGGAACGCAUGCAGAUGGGCCGCCCCAGCCGUGUCCUCGUCCAGACCCGCCUGUGGGCCUGGCAGGUGGAGCAGGCAGGGUCUGCCCUGACGGACAUGCGCUCCCACCCCGGGCCCCGGCAGGUGGGGCCAAUCUCGUGCAGGGGCUGAGCCCCGGGUCCCAGCAGUGUUGCUUUUUUCUUCAUGUGGCCUGUGGGUUCUGGGAUUAUUUCCUCUUGGGCAGGCCCCAGUCCAAAUCACCAGUGAUGUGGCCUGAUUCAUUUGCACAGAUGGUGAGACCCGGGUAACGCAGAACAUUGCCCACUUUGCCCUAAAUGCCAGGGACCUCAGGGCUAAGUGGGUGGUCAGCGUUUUACUCAUCCCGGGAACCUGCUCUGCAGCCCACAGCGUGGCCCUCUGAGCGUUUCCCACUGCUCUGCUCCCAGACCCCACGAGUGCCCCACAGUGCCCAUCCUUCCAAAACUCAGACUCAGCCCAUGGGCAGGCCAGGCUUUCUGUGACCCAUGACCUGGCAGAUUCCCCUGGCACCCAAGUCUUGGAAGCUAGCCAACCUCUCUGCUACUGCCCACAGUCCCCUUCUGGGGGGGGGUCGAGUGGAGACUGCUGCCCCCCACUUCACAGAGGAGGAGUUCGGUCCUUCAGUGGCAUUGGUGCCACUUUGGGCAUCGGGCCAGUCACUCAUCCUGUAGUUUGCUCAACAGAUGUGUAUUGAGCACCAACUGUGUGCUGGAGGCCCAAGGUGAGGCCACAGACGGUACACACAGAAUCACGCGAAGAUGCAAAGGACGUCCGGAUACAGCUGUGAAUGAGCUGCGGCUUCCCAUACAGUACCUCGCUGAAUCCUCACGGCAGUCCCAUUGUAUAGACGGGACUCAAGAGGUUCCCUGCCUCCUGAGCCCCAGCCAGAGUUUCCCACUGUGGUCCUAGGAUUAGAGCGGUGACCCCUGUUUGCAACCAGUGAGCUGUUCCCAAGGGAGAGGCAUCUGUGUCCAGACCCCAGGCUGAGCCAACUGAGUCCUGCCAGCCUGCCAUCAUCCACCCCAUCCCUUCCGUGAUGGCUGCUAAGCAACCCCCAGCCCUGAGAAUGCACCAGCUCCUCUCCCUCACCCCACUGACCCUUGCCCAGGACCUGAAACAUUUUAACAAUGCCAGGAAACCAGGUCUCUUCCGAGUCUGUGUCCACAGCAUGGGUCCUAGGUCAGGGAGGAGCCCAGCGGGCAAAGGGCUCUCUAAUAGGGAAAGAGGAGAUGGAAGGUAAAGAAACAAAGUACGGAGCAGGGUCUGGGGCUGUGAAGUGGGAGGAGGAGCCUUACCGGUGUGGUCAAGGAGGACUUCAUGGAGGAGGUGCCAGUCCCCAAGCCACUCCAUGAGUUUGGAUUUCGGCCAAUAGGAAGGUGGCAAGAGAGUAUCAUGGUCAAGGUCUUGCUUUAGGUGGCCAGCUCUGGCCAGGCUGGGAGGAAGCCAGGUGGCUGGAGGCUGACAAGACUGGAGGCCUUGGCCAGGGGCGAGGGACUGGGCCUGGGCCCUGUGGGGAUGCACUGGAGUGGCUGCCACUCUGCCACUGCUUGCGCUUGCCCCACCUCAUGGCUGUUAGUCGGGGGCAGAGGAACUCAGAACAGGACCCAUCUCUGGCAGUGGAGCCUGUCUGGACAAAGUGCCACUCGCCAUGCCAGGGGCUGGGGAGGGAGCUGAGGUGGCCAGAGUGGGACUUGCAGGGUUUGAGGGCCCCGUGGCAUCCACAUGCCUCCAGGCCCACCCUCCUCCUUGAGGGAGCAGCCCAGGCUCCCCUCCUCACUGCAGCAUCUGGAGCUGCACAGAGAGGCUGCCCUGCUGGGGGCGCCCAGACCUGAUGCCUCCCCACCUCUUCCCCCACAGGGAACAUC